GUCGCGGAAGAUCGCAAUCCAAUCGCAACGAUGCUGGUCCCACCGGACAUGGUUACGGUGCAAUCGAAGACGAUCUUCCAGAUCAACAAGUACUACGCCGAGAAGGUGCAGGUGCGCAUGGGCAACAUCGCGAUCGUGCUGCGGGAGAUAUGCAAGAUCGUGCAGGAGGUGUUGCGCGAGGUCGAGGUUCAGGAACCGCGCUUUAUCUCUAGCUUGGUGGAGUGCAAUGGCAGGUUCGAGGGUCUCGAGGUUGUAUCACCGACGGCGUUUGAGGUCGUGCUGUACCUCAACCAGAUGGGGGUGUUCAACUUCGUCGACGAUGGUUCGCUCCCGGGAGCAGCAGUGCUGAAGCUGAGUGAUGGCCGCAAACGCUCAAUGUCGCUGUGGGUGGAGUUCAUCACCGCGUCCGGGUAUCUAUCUGCCCGGAAGAUCCGCUCCCGGUUCCACACGCUAGUCGCACAGGCCGUCGAGAAGUGUCCGUACCGUGAUAUGGUCAAACUUGUCCCUGACACAACCGAGGUGAAGCUGCGGAUCCGCGAGCGGUACACCGUGCAGAUAACACCUGCGUUCAAGUGCACCGGCAUCUGGCCACGAUCUGCUGCUCACUGGCCGAUCCUCAACAUCCCGUGGCCUCAUCCGGCCCUCGUUGCGGAGGUUAAGACGGAGGGGUUUGAUCUACUCUCGAAGGAGAGCGUCAUCCUGCAGGGGAAGAAUGCGAACGUCGAGGGUGAUGCCUGGUUGCUGCACUUCACUGAGGCUGAGAAUCGCUUGCUGCAAGGUGGAUACCGAAAGCGAUGUCUGAGCAUCCUCAAGACGCUGUGUGACAGACAUCUGGAUCUACCGGGAGCUCCUAUUGGAUACUAUCAUCUGAAGACGCUGCUGCUGUACGAGUGCGAGAAACAUCCUCGAGAGACGGAAUGGGAUGCGGGUUGUGUCGCGGAUCGGCUGAAUGGCAUCUUCCUGCAGCUCAUCUCCUGUCUGCAGUGUCGCAGGUGUCCGCACUACUUCCUGCCCAGUUUGGACCUGUUUAAGGGCAAGUCACCGACGGCGUUGGAUAAUGCCUCCAAGCACGUGUGGCGUUUGUGUCGGGACAUCCUCACCAGCAGUAAGGCCUUCGAUCGGCUGUAGGACUCAACCAUAUCAGAAGAUGUGAGCAGAACAAACCCCAAUUCAUAACGUGCAUAUGCAAACUGUAUACGAGUGGUGAUGGUGGUGAAACCCUGAGACGUGCAACUGAUGUAUACGAGUCUACGUUUCUACGUCUUUGUUUUUUU
This is a messenger RNA of Anopheles nili, 1274 nucleotides long. Its product is annotated as protein mab-21-like. The coding region runs from base 31 to 1128 and encodes 365 amino acids. Lineage: Eukaryota; Metazoa; Arthropoda; Insecta; Diptera; Culicidae. The transcript has 2 exons. The record is from RefSeq and is a predicted model, not a curated record.